This is a messenger RNA of Oryzias melastigma (Indian medaka), 1147 nucleotides long. RefSeq names its product cAMP-regulated phosphoprotein 19b (gene arpp19b). The record is from RefSeq and is a predicted model, not a curated record. Gene Ontology annotation, cellular component: cytoplasm. Lineage: Eukaryota; Metazoa; Chordata; Actinopteri; Beloniformes; Adrianichthyidae. The transcript has 3 exons. The coding region runs from base 171 to 539 and encodes 122 amino acids. Gene Ontology annotation, molecular function: protein phosphatase inhibitor activity.
GUCUCUGGUAUCGAUUGAGCGUCCUGUCUGGAGAGGAGGGCCUGCGUGACGGUGACAGGCUGCCUGCCGCCCUCGCUGCUGCUGCUGCUCACAUCCUCCAGAAAUCACUAAAGCGGACCCACGGGCUGCAUCUUUGUCUGAGCGCUCAGAGUGAAGCUUUGCGGGCUAUAAUGUCGGAGGAAAACGAGGAAACGAAGACUUCGAACGAACAGCAGGAUACACCCCCCAUCCCCUUCCAACAGGAAAUGGAGGAAGCAGUGGCCAGUCCAGAAAAAGCAGAGGAGGCUAAACUGAAGGCCAGGUAUCCCAACCUCGGAGCCAAGCCAGGGGGCUCAGAUUUUCUCAUGAAACGACUUCAGAAAGGAGGGCAAAAAUACUUCGACUCUGGUGACUACAAUAUGGCCAAGGCAAAAAUGAAGAACAAGCAGCUGCCGACUGCCCCAGCGGAGAAGACUGAGAUCACAGGGGGACACAUCCCCACUCCUCAGGAUCUGCCUCACAGAAAGACCAGCAUGGUGACGAGCAAACUCGCUGGUUGAGGGUUUUACUUACACUGUUUUGCUACCAUUCCAUAUUUCACUUUAUAUCUGCAUGCCGUUUACGUUUCGUCAGGUUUUACUUUCGGCUUUAAGAACAAACUUUAUUAAGCCAAAUGCGCGUUCCCGUGCUCCUGAUAAUGGAGGAAAACUGAGGAACUUUAAUCUUGAAUAGUCCGUUGAAAUUUCCUACAGUAAUAUUACACAAUUCUUCUCUUUUGUCCACUUGACCUACUUUUCUGACUGUGUGGUUUUAUUUAAUUGUGUGCUUUAAAGCGAUUGAAGUUUAGCCAGUUGUGUCCACUUCAUACUCCUAACAUUGUUUUUUGCGAUGACUUGCUGCUGCUUUGCGCGCCAUCUCAUUUAAAUCUACUGACCUUAAAAGCAGUGACACAGUUGUUGCUCCUGAGCAAUAUUUGCUCCAUCAGCGAGAAUUUGGGUUGUGAGUCUUGCCUGAAGUGACUUUCUCUGACUGGAAACGCUUAACGAUUUUAUGAGAAGAAACUCCCAGAACCUCUCAGAACAUGUUUAUAGUGUGCAAGUGCAUCGGCUGUGCAUACACACUGUGCCAUUGGUUUUGUAAAUAAAAUAGUUUUGCAUAAUAUCUUGCA